AUGGGUGCAAGAGAUAAUGUGCACAAGCUUGUCAAAAGGGCCAGUGACUAUCACAACCUUUCUGCCGAAGAGCGCAAUAAACUUGUUACUGCCUUUGAUGAGGAGAAAGAGAUCGCUCGUGACAGGCCCCCUAAUCUAUCUGUCAAGACCCGAAACGCAGAGUGCUCAAAUAGUUUCAAGGCGAUUGUAGAUGAGGUUGAAGCUCUGAAGCAACAAAUUGGAAUGGAGGCACUUGUUGUCCUCGUGCGCGGUACCUGUGAUCUCAACAUCGAGCCAAAGGUCCAUUUUACUAGUUCUGCCAUUGAACAAUACCUCAGGACAGCGACAUGGAAGCAUGCAAUGGAGUUUGCAUGCAAACUAGAAGGAUAUAUCAUCUCUGGAGUCAUAGAACAAAACGGCUUGUCUCUCACUCACAAGGAAUGUGUCAAGAAAGCAAAGCAGAUUAUUAGGAGUGGCAUGCAGGCUGGAUUGCUUGGAAUCACCGGCCAUUCGGAGGCCAACUUCGAGUAUCUACGCUACGAACAUGUAGUCCAAAAGUUCCUUGUCAAGGUUGUCAGAUGGACCCAUAGUGACUGGGCAAACCCAAGCGAUCUGAAAGGAGGGAUUGAGGCUCUCGAGACUCUUGCAGAUGCUAUCAAGCAGAAGACAUGCAAGUUUGUGACAAUCACUCAUGAGGAGGCUAACAAGCACCUUGAAUGCAUUGCUGCAGGUGAAAGCCUCACACCUAACAUUGACAAGGACACCUCUUUGAGUGGAGGCAUCAGUGCAGAGCCCUCACAAAUGGCGUCACAAAUGCCAAUCCAGCAAAGUCCAACUAUAUCGGCCAUGACCGCUACCACAUCUGCUACCACGACCGCUACCAUGUCAUCACCUACCACCGCUACCACAUCCGCUACCACAUCUGCUACCAUGUCCGCUACCAUGUCCGCUACCACGUCCGCUACCACGUCAUCACCUAAUGUGAUUAGAUUCGCCUCGGCUGAGUCCACUACUAGCACACCACCACCUGUCACUAAUGAAACCAACAAUUUGCAACCCCCUAUGGCCAACAGCACCCCACCCAUGCCUGAUACACUGCCGCCUGCCAGUAGCAACGUGCCAUCAAUGCAAAUCCCCGACACGCACAUUGAUCCACAUCUCCUGAACUAUGUCCCUACACCCAACCUCAUCAACCCUACACCAGAGCUCAUCUUUUCUACCCCCAAUCUCACUCUCCCCUCGACUAUUCAUUCGGCAUCUCUCAGUGACCCCUCUGGUGUUCAAGACACAUCAGCACUAACUGCUGUCACAAACCACAAGCGGUGUGCACCAGCAACUCUCGAGGAACCGAGGUCCAAGCAUUUGAAAAAACCCUCAGCUAAGGCACUGGCAGCGGAGAUGGAUAAUGGAGGCCAAAAGGGAAAGAAGAGCAAAGAAGGAAGAGCUGGGAAGAAGGCUUCUGGACCCAAGAGUACUGCCUAUGUUGAUUCCAAGAAUGAGAAUGAUCACACUGACACAUAG
Molecule: messenger RNA, 1500 nt
Organism: Suillus plorans
Lineage: Eukaryota; Fungi; Basidiomycota; Agaricomycetes; Boletales; Suillaceae
Exons: 4
Coding region: 1-1500 (499 amino acids)
Source: RefSeq, a predicted model, not a curated record